AUGGUUGGUCCUGAGAGAGUCACUAGGAUUUUCGAUUCUUGGACGCGAGGACGAGUCAUCACACCAGGAGACAAUGAUGAAGCCGGAGAAACGUCUAAUUACGAGAUGCUCAAAGCGUAUGCAGCAGCCAUCACGAUGAUUUUAUACAUCGUCCACGUUGCAUUUCUAUUCUAUUGGCAAUCUCCGGAUCUUGGUUCGGAUGCAUCCCUGAAAUUUUAUGUCGCGUUGGCUGUUGUUUUUGCGAAAAUAAGGACGCCUAUGCAUGGAAUUUUGGCCAGCACAGAAUUAUUAUGUGAAUACCCAUUGUCAUCUCCGCAGCGCGCGCUUACUUUGGCGAUUCAAAAUGCAGGCAUAAAUAUUAUUCACAUGACUGAUCACGUUCUUCGCACGGUUGAUACAGAUUCAAGCGCAUCGAUUGAUUCUAUUACUUUCGAAAUCGUGCUUCCAAUGGAAAUUGACGUAGGGGAAGAUGAUGAGAACAAACCUUUACCAUCGCGUUACGUUAGAGAACAAGUUCAAACUGGGGCCGACCCGAAAAAUAAUUUGAAAGUUGGCGUCAUUAGAUCGACGGAAUUCGGCGAAGAUUCUGCAACAAUGAAAAGGAUCAUUGCGCCUCUUGAUGAAUUUGAUAUAAAAUCGUACGCGUUUAUUCACCCCGAUGACGUGGAAAUGGCUGAUGCUAACACAAUUGUUCUUGACUUUUCGUGUGUUUCCGUCGAACAAGUUGUUCACAUUUGUAGAAUCUCAAAAGAAAAUAAUAUCUUUGUUAUCUGUAUCUUACCUAUCAUGAAGCAUCUCGAGGUCACCGAAAAAGCUGAAUUGUGUGAUAAAGAAGCUCAUUUAAUUAUCAAG
Messenger RNA from Acaulospora colombiana, 852 nucleotides. The record is from the annotation of a GenBank genome assembly. Lineage: Eukaryota; Fungi; Glomeromycota; Glomeromycetes; Diversisporales; Acaulosporaceae.